Molecule: messenger RNA, 2397 nt
Organism: Nezara viridula (southern green stink bug)
Lineage: Eukaryota; Metazoa; Arthropoda; Insecta; Hemiptera; Pentatomidae
Source: the annotation of a GenBank genome assembly
CUAUUACCUCUUAGGGUUGUUGCAGGAUAUCGAUCCAUGUCUUUUUCAGGUGUAAAAUGUAAAAAAAAAUAAUAAUUAUUUAAAAAAAAUUUCUAAAUUCUCUGUGUAAUAAAACAACCCUCUUUUUGAUCUAAUAGUUUAUUAAGGUCUCUAGGAAUGAUCAUCGAGCUGUUGCAAUAUCUUUUACUUCAGAAGGCAUCAUGUUUCUUCUACAUGAAAGUGGGGGAGACAACUGGUUCAAGCGGCUAUCCGAAGAGAGCAAAUACAGAAUCUUUGCAUGAAAUAUUUUUAAAGCAUGCUAGCGUAAAUGUAAAUGGUGAAUGGUAUAUGAAUGGCAGUGAUUUCAUUCGUGGUUUUUUGGGUCUAUUUUCAAAUGAAAAUUUCAAUGAAUCCUCUGUACGACUCCUUGCGGGCAUUGUCGACACGAGUAAGGAUGGACUUAUAUCAUUUGCUGAAUUUCAAGCAUUCGAGGGACUGUUAUGCAUUCCAGAUGCUUUGUAUAGAACGGCUUUCCAGCUGUUUGACACUAAAGGAAAAGGGGUGAUAACAUUCAAUGAAUUCUCGGAUGUGAUACAGAACACUGAGCUGAACCAGAGGUUGCCUUUCGAUAUGGAUAACGAUUUCAUCAAGCUCUAUUUUGGAAAAGAAAAGAAACGGUCUAUGAGCUAUGCAGAAUUCAGUCAGUUUCUUCACGACUUCCAUGAAGAAUGUGGAACACAAGCAUUUAAGAGAUUUGAUAAGGAUGGCACUGGAUUCAUUUCCGUGCUUGAUUUUCAAGAUAUUAUGAUCAGUAUAAAAGACCAUCUCCUAACCAAGCAAGUCCAAGAUAACUUAGUUGGGGUUGCGGCAGGUGGCGAAGGUGGAUCUAGAGUGAGUUUUCCAUUCUUCAUGGCUUUUAAUUCUCUUCUUAGUAACAUGGAACUUGUUAAGCGUGUGUACCUUAACGCUUCAAAUGGUUCCCAUACUCAGGAACUUACUAAGGAUGAAUUUCUGUACCAAGCUCAAAUGAUGUCACAGAUCACACCUUUGGAAAUUGACAUUUUAUUUCACUUAUGCCAUUUGAUUAAUCAGAGAGGGAAGGUAGUGUAUAGCGAUCUGCAGGCCAUUGCUCCUGAGCAGUAUCAUAAACAAAUACACAACAGGCUUACUGAAAUACAUGCUGUUUCGAGUCCUGAUGAUAGAGGUGUUUUUAUUUCAGUAUUAGAAAACGUCUAUAGGUUUAGUUUGGGUGCCAUAGCUGGAGCAACUGGAGCUGCCGCUGUAUAUCCUAUUGAUUUAGUGAAAACUAGAAUGCAAAAUCAGAGGAUCGGUUCAUUUAUUGGUGAAGUAAUGUACAAAAACAGCAUUGAUUGUUUCCGAAAGGUUGUCAGGCACGAAGGUGUUGUCGGGCUUUAUAGAGGUUUAAUACCUCAAUUGAUGGGAGUCGCUCCUGAAAAAGCUUUGAAGCUCACUGCAAACGAUUUCGUGCGAGAUCAUCUCAUGGAUAAAAAUGGAAAUAUAGCUCUCUGGGGUGAAGUUUUGGCAGGUGGUUGUGGAGGUUGUGCUCAGGUUAUAUUUACCAAUCCAUUGGAAAUUGUAAAAAUACGACUUCAAGUGGCAGGUGAAAUAGCAUCGCAGGCUAAAGUUAGUGCCCUUGCUGUUAUCAAAGAGUUGGGGUUUUUCGGACUUUAUAAGGGUGCUAGAUCAUGUUUCCUACGAGAUAUUUGUUUCUCAGCAAUAUACUUCCCGACUUAUGCUCACGUGAAAGCAGCGUUGGCUGACGAAAAUGGAUAUAAUCAGCCUUAUACACUGUUUUUGUCUGGAGUUUGUGCUGGUGUUCCUGCAGCUUCACUUGUCACGCCUGCAGAUGUAGUUAAAACUAGAUUACAGGUUGUCGCAAGGGAAGGACAGACUUCUUACAAUGGUAUGGCGGAUGCUUUUAGAAAGAUCUAUAGGGAAGAAGGAUUUAGAGCAUUUUGGAAAGGAGCUGGAGCUAGAGUUGUGAGGUCAUCCCCCCAGUUUGGUUUCACUUUAAUAACUUACGAGUUACUUCAAAGGUAUCUUUACAUCGAUUUUGGUGGCACGAGGCCAGCAGGUUCGGAAGUAGUCGUCUCUGCUCCUAGCGAGAAAAAGAUCAUACCUCACAAUCCUGAACACAUUGGAGGGUACCAAGCCGCAAUACCAAUUUUAACUGGGAUUGAAACCAAAUUUGGCCUAACGCUGCCAAAAUUCAGUAUGGCUACCAUUACUCCAAAGAACAAUCAAUAAAGUUUUAUUACCAGUGAAAAUUGUUACGUGUAUAAUCUCUUUUUUAAUGCAACGCUGCAUUCAAAAUCUCAUCAAAUAUUUUCAUCACGAUGCAUAUUUUUUACUCUUUCUAGCAUACAAUUUAAAAUGGCCUUUAAAAUUUAGAAACUU